AUGGCCGACGUGGAAGUACUGGCUGCCCAGGCAGAUAUCAAAAUACCGCCAUCAUCUCAAGCCCCUCCCGCUUCCCAAUCGCAUUUCACGAAGUUUGAAAACUUUAUACCCGACGAUGACGCGCCGUUUGACAAGGAAUUCGCGCGCCUGGCAGCAUCCCAGGAGUGGAUCGCGGGCUCCCAGGAAUACACCAAGGAGCGUACGAUUGCUAUGCGCGCCGAGCUCAAAACGCACUAUUUUUCCUCGUCGCAAAAAAUUGAAGAACUGCCCGAAGAAGAUGCCGCCGCCGACGAGAUGACCAAAGAGGCUAUUAUACUCGAGGGGUACCAAGCCCUAUGUGGCGAGGUCGGCCUGACGCGCUACGACACCACGGAAGAAUGCCAGCGGGAGCUGAAAAAGACACUGGUCAACAUUGUAGACUUGAUUGACGCCCGGCGGACGAUGAAGGAGGUCAAGAUUUGGCAAGACUUUGAAGCGUUUCGGGCCUACACACUCAACGGCAUGACGAUUGACGUCGAAGAGGCGAAGAAGGAUGGAGGGCACCUAGCGUCUUUGCUGCAGCGGCUCAGGGGGCGCCGGGGGCGAAGAAUCAGGGGGAAAGGGAAAGAUGGGCUCAAGCGAAACAAGGUGUCGAAACGUGUUACGAAGAACCGAAAGUGA
Molecule: messenger RNA, 660 nt
Organism: Beauveria bassiana ARSEF 2860
Lineage: Eukaryota; Fungi; Ascomycota; Sordariomycetes; Hypocreales; Cordycipitaceae
Exons: 1
Coding region: 1-660 (219 amino acids)
Source: RefSeq, a predicted model, not a curated record